CCCUUUUGAGUGGGCGGAUGUGACGUAAUCGAGUUGGGCGGAUGUGACGUCAUCGAGUGCUGCGUCAUUACGUCCCCCAAUUGGCGCACAAAAUUCAAACACCGAAACAGGAAGAAUAUACAAAACUAAGAUGAGUGCAGCAUCCUCGCCGAUCUCCCGUGUACGCCAAGGAUGGAUGUCCUCCACCUCAUCUAUCAAAAACAAGGGUGCAUCACCAGCUGCCUGUAGCACACCGCUGCUUGCGGCCUUCCCUGGCAAUGAUGACGAGAAAGAGCGACGUCAGCGCAGACGAUCUCGAGUCAUUGACCUUCAAGCUGCUGCAGACUCCUCUUUCUGUGACUCUGUCACUCACAGUGCGGCAGGGACACCGGCUGCUGUGCCCAAGUUGUCCAAUGCACAGAUCUCAGAACAUUACUCCACUUGCAUCAAACUCUCCACUGAGAAUAAAAUUACCACAAAAAACGCCUUUGGUCUGCAUCUUAUUGACUACAUGGCCGAUAUUCUCAAACAGAAAGAUUCAGAGCUCACAAACUUCAAGGUAGCAGCUGGGACCUUGGAUGCAAGUACUAAGAUCUAUGCUGUCCGAGUGGAUGCAGUUCAUGCAGAUGCCUACAGAGUACUUGGUGGCCUUGGGGCUGAAACCAAACCAGGAGAAGAUCAUGCCAUAAAGGAGGAAGAGCAAAAUGAAGAUACUGAGGUGACGGCCAAACAGCCAAAGAGGAAGAGGCCUCCAAAGAAGACUGUGGAGCAGAAUUUGAGCAACAUUAACAGCGCUGAGUCUGAGAGGAAAUGUGAGGUGGACCCCAUGUUUCAUCGAAUGGCGUCAUCCUUUGAUGAGAGUAGCACAACUGGGGUAUUCCUUUCUGUUCUGUUCAGUGAGAACAGUCGCUGUGAGCUGCUCUUCCCAUCCCACAUGACCCUUCUGCAGUCCACUGCUUCAUACUCGCCUCCACCUCCAAUGGCAGUUCCUGCAUCCCCAUUCAUGGCUGGACUGCAGCGUUCUCAAGAGAAGAGCUCCAUUUGCCCCUCUCUGCAGGACUUUUCCUUCACGAGCUGGAACCCAGAGCAGACAAUGAGCCAACAUUUGGAGAAGAUGAAGCAAGGUGAACACGUGUUUGAUGUCAAUGCUGAACCUGAACUCGAAGUUGAAGAGGAUUAUCCCGAAUUUGAUGCCGACUAUGAGGACGGUGACAGUGAGGAGGGGGUGAAGGAACAUAAAGAGGGCUGUGUGGCCUCUGGUUCUGGAAAAGGACGUGAUGUGAUUCCAAUUGGAGAGGCAGAUAUCGCCACUAUGUGCCUGCAGCUGUCCUCUCAGCCCAGAGAGUAUUCAUACUUCAGCCCCAGAACAAUGGCCACGUGGGCAGGACCGGGCUACUGGCAGUUCAAGCCAAAGCACAAAUUGGACCAUUUGCCCGACAAGGAGACGCGUAAAAAGAAGCCAAAAAAGUCUUUUGAAAUGGAUUUCAAUGCGGAUGUCAACUUUGACCCCUACUUCCGUACCACAAAAGCAGCCACCACCAUUAGCAAGUCAGCCCUCAGCUCCAGCAACAAGAAAACAACCCUAGCAGCGGAAUUCCAGUUUCCUCCAGAGACACUGUCUCAGCUAAGCCUGAAACCUUCUGCGUCGUUAUGUCAAGAGGCGCAAAGACGACUCUCUGGGGAGCUUGGAGAAGGCAUCGGCGAUUAUGACUACAACAAUCCCAACGAUACGGCAAACUUUUGUCCAGGUCUUCAGACUGGUGACAGUGAUGACGACGUGGAAGGCUUUCCGGACUCUGACGAUACACAACCAUCAGGGGAGAGUUUUCCACCACCCUCACAAGACGGCGUCUCUACCUAUGGCGAGGAUGAUCUUGUACCAGAGCCACACAAGGUCAACAAGAUAGAUAUCAACUACUGUAAAACAGCCAAGAAAAUGGAUAUGAAAAGACUGAAGAGCAGCAUGUGGACUCUUCUCACUGAAAGCCCAGAAAAAUCUGACAAGGAGGUGGAAACAGUAAAAGUUUGUGGCGACAAAGUCUUCAGUCAAACCACAAAGACGCUGCUUCAAAGACUGCCCAACACCAUGGCUCAAAACCUGUCCAUCCCUUUGGCCUUUGUUGCACUCCUUCAUCUGGCUAAUGAAAAGAAUUUGCAGCUGGUGGAGGUCGACGACAUGUCGGACAUCAUCAUCAGGCAAAGCCACUGAGGACAAAAAGGAUUUGAAGGAAUGUUCAUUGUUAUUUACACCAUAUUUUGUACACUAUUUUCAUUUCAGUCAUCAUUUGUCUCCGCAGCCUGCCAUUGUUUAGAUGCUUUAAUUAUUUCUGUACUUUUCCUUACAUACUGUACUUACAUACAUUAAAGGGGAUGUGUUAUGAUCUUCCUCUUUUGUGACUUGUACAUCUUGUUACAAUGUUGGAAAUCAUAAGGUUUGUGCAUAGAGCUUGCAUGCCGUUUUGACAGUGGCCCAUUUGUGACAUCACAGUGUGGUGGACGUACAUAUGUGGCCAUUUAUUGUACACGCUGUCAGCCAGCCUUCCCUCUGCUUUAGGCUGCGCCACCGUUACCUCCCAUGUUAUUCCUUCUCGUUUCAUGCCCCACCGUUACCUCCCAUGUUAUU
Entelurus aequoreus (snake pipefish) is the source of this 2602-nucleotide messenger RNA. RefSeq names its product condensin complex subunit 2-like. Gene Ontology annotation, molecular function: chromatin binding. The record is from RefSeq and is a predicted model, not a curated record. Lineage: Eukaryota; Metazoa; Chordata; Actinopteri; Syngnathiformes; Syngnathidae. Gene Ontology annotation, cellular component: condensin complex. Gene Ontology annotation, biological process: mitotic chromosome condensation. The transcript is spliced from 18 exons. Bases 131 to 2188 code for a protein of 685 amino acids.